AUGACUACGAAGGAUGAUCUGAAGGCCUUUCGCAUAGCUGGUCUGCCAUCAGAAUUCUACUACAUUCCAAACUUCAUCACGCCAGAGGAAGAGGCAUCCAUCUUGGACAAGAUCCCAGCGCAACGAUGGACACAACUCACUCAUCGUCGCCUACAAGCGCAUCCAUCCACUCUUACCAAGAACAACACCUUACUCGCAUCUCCCCUGCCAGACUAUCUCUCCAACCCGGUGAUCCAGCGCUUCAAGAACCUCGGCAUCUUCGACGCCACGCCACACCGUCAACCCAACCACGUCCUAAUCAACGAGUACCGCGCAGGCGAGGGCAUAAUGCCCCACGAAGACGGCAGCGCCUACGCCCCGGUCGUCGCGACCGUGUCCCUAGGAUCAAGUCUGGUUCUGGACAUCAUGCCAAGACCAGAUGACGGUGAUGGUGGUGGUGGCGGACUUCCCGCGCGGAUUUUCCAGGAGCCGAGAUCGCUGCUCAUCACGGCUGGGGGUGCGUAUGCCGAUCUCAUGCAUGGCAUCGCGCCUGUCGAGGUCGAUGAAGAUAUUCAUGCUGGGUCGGUUGCGAAUUGGGGGCUCUUGGCUGAUGAGCAGAAGCUUGUGGAGAAGGGAGGGAGGAAUGUGAGAGGGACGAGGGUUAGCUUGACCUAUAGGGAUGUGCUCAAGGUUAGCUCGGCGGCGAGUAAGGUUCUUGGGGGGCUCGGGAGGAGGUGA
Molecule: messenger RNA, 717 nt
Organism: Parastagonospora nodorum SN15
Lineage: Eukaryota; Fungi; Ascomycota; Dothideomycetes; Pleosporales; Phaeosphaeriaceae
Exons: 2
Coding region: 1-717 (238 amino acids)
Source: RefSeq, a predicted model, not a curated record